Messenger RNA from Acanthosepion pharaonis, 1152 nucleotides. The record is from the annotation of a GenBank genome assembly. NCBI's taxonomy places the organism in Eukaryota, Metazoa, Mollusca, Cephalopoda, Sepiida, Sepiidae.
AUGGAAGUUUUAUUUAUCCUCCAUCAAAGAACUUUCAUUGUUUUACUUCUUCUUUACCUGACAGAAGGUGCAGCUGCUGUAAAAUUGAAAAUGCCAUCAUACGCCACUUUGAACUCAGUGAACCUGAGAAUAACAUAUCUUUCUGUAUCUACUCUCUCUUUCCCUGUCUCUCCCCCUCUCUCUUUCUCACUGUCUCGUAGUGACUUCUCCCUCCGUCUACCUGUAACUUCUCUCUCUGUCUUCUCUAUUUUUCUCUCGCUAUUUUUUAUCUCUGUAUCACUUUCUAUCUCUCUCUAUUCUCUCUCUCUCUCUCUCUGUCACUAUAUCUAUCUGUAUAUUCUCUCCCCCCCUCUCUCUCUCUCUCUCUCUGUCUUUUUCUGUUUCACACUCUCUGUGUCUUUUCUAUCUCUUCCACUCGUACAACUUUCAGCGACACACAGACAAAAGAACAUGUUAUUUCUCCUUUUCUCUUGUCUUCUCUAUUUGUCUCUCUUUCACACCUUCUCACUCUCACUCUCUCUUUCUCUCGCUCUUUCUCUCUCUCUCUCUCUCUCUCUCUCUCUCUCUAUCUAUCUAUCUAUCUAUCUAUCUAUCUAUCUAUCUACCUAUUAUCUCUCAAAUAAUAAAUCAAUGAAUCUUCCCUCUCUUUUUCAUUUUUUCAUUGUAAAUGUAGUUGGCAUGUGCAACAGUCAUCAAUGUUGUAUGUUUCAUCUUCAUGCUUCCUUUCCAGAAAUGUCCACAACUGCAGCUCCUUUUACCCAACAACCUGUUAAAGAGGUCAACUCUGACGGAUCUGCGCAAAGACGUUCUGUGACAUUUGUCCUUUCUCAAGUCAACUGUCAUGAUUUUACAUGGUACGUGUGUCGUGGGAUUGUAGCUGAAAAUGGUCUUCCUGUAGAUUCUAAGAACAUCACAUUACAAGCUUUGCCAGCAAUUGCUAACCUCAUGAAAACAUCAUCUGAGCUAGUUCCCAAUCAGAUAUCUACAUUUACGUGCAGAGGAACCAUUCAAAAAGAAGGUCCUUUUUCUGAGGACAAAAAGGGUCAAGUGAAUCCUGCUUUGGAGGAUAAACCCGAUGAUGACAUCGCUCCCCAUAAAAUGAAUGCCCCCUUCGAAAUAUGGACAGACUUCUGGGGGUCACUAACCCUGUAA